Penicillium oxalicum is the source of this 1437-nucleotide messenger RNA. RefSeq lists its product as uncharacterized. The transcript is spliced from 2 exons. NCBI's taxonomy places the organism in Eukaryota, Fungi, Ascomycota, Eurotiomycetes, Eurotiales, Aspergillaceae. Bases 1 to 1437 code for a protein of 478 amino acids. The record is from RefSeq and is a predicted model, not a curated record.
AUGUGGGGCGUCCCAACAGCUUCACCUUACGACUUUCUCGCAACUCAUCAGACGUCCACGUCUGAGUCUUCUUCAUCUUCGUCCUCCCCAAGCCAUCACCGCCGGAAUCGCCCGACUUUCGAGCUUAUGAUGCCGUCGGAUCGAGACUCUGAGGACAAGAACAGCGACACCAAUACCAACACCUCUCGAGACCCCCCAUCCGAGAACGACCUCAACCCAUUCGUUGCCCUCCGACGCUUCGCCGACGAACACGUCUCCGCCGUCCUGCAAUCAAUCACCGGCCUUCCGUCGACACUUUCUCCCCCACAAACAGACCGCUGGACUAUCUUCACGGACGAGGAGACAUACGAAAGUACCAAGUAUCGCCACCGCGAGAGCGACAGUGAGACCCGCGAUCAAAGCCACACAUCAUCGAGUGGAGCCGACACCAAUUCAUCCGACGAUUCGCGGCGGCCCUAUGAAACGCUUACUGUCGACCCCUAUGACCUCAGUGUAUAUGAUCCCUUUGAGCAAUCGCCACUGGGAUUUCCUCUGCCUCCCGUCCCGAACUUUCAUGAAGAAUGGGAAAAACAAUGGCCAUUGAACUACAUCUUCUUUAGCGCCUACUCGCCUACUCGUCUCGAGAAAGAGGCGAGGGGUGAGACGAGCCACGGAGAUGACACUUUUUCUUCUCUCAUCCCCUCGUCCCGCAAUCCGAAAGAACCGCAAUGGCGCGAAGCAUUUGAAGACCUGCUUCGGUUGGAAAAUGGACUGCCGCUCCUCGAUCACAGUAGAAUAAUUGCCGGCAGGUCCGAAAACAAUGAGCAGUGGUUGAGAGGAGUCCUCAAGCGCGAAAGCAUGGGCCCUCGAUUCAAGAAUGCACUCGUGCACGGUAACGAUGGAGAUUUGACGAUCGAGGUUCGGACGCGCGUCAAGAUCCCGGUCAUCGAAUUGGAAUUAACAGAGGAGGAGGAAAUCAUGCAGGAGAAAUUCAUGCGUGAUAUCGACGAGUUACGGCGCAAGGAUCCGUUGCUUAGCGAGAGCCAGAUAUUACGAAUCAUGGUAGAAAGAUACUUUGAACCACCGCCUGGGCUGGAGGAGGCGAGACAGGACAACGACCCACAUGCUCGUGAUCCCAAGGACUUGUGGCUGGACCAGAUCCAGGAACUCGACGAGAGGCUCCGCGCAUAUCACUUUGUCGCCACUCGCAAAACUGGUGACAACGAGCCUUCUCGCGUCGUCUCCACCUCGUCGCGAACGGAGCAGACUCACUACCCGGACGGUAUGUUCUCAAGCAGGAGAGUUGUGACGAAGCAAUACGCGGACGGUCGUGAAGAGACAGACUCAUUCGACGAGACAAGUCUACCUCAUUCCGAUGAUGGAUGGGAUGAGGUGAACUCCGAGAACUCCGAGAAACCCAAGUCCAAGUCCAAGGGUGGUUGGUUCUGGAGCAGCUGA